GCCAGCUGAAGGUCUGAGGUGUUGGGCCCUAGCAGCAUAGCAAGUGGAUACCUGUGUGUGUGCUUAAGCAAGGACAGCAGGCCCUCAGCUGGCUUUUGGCUGCAUCCCUAAAACCUUCAGAGUGCGUGGUGGUUGGGGAAGCCAGAGCUGCAUCCCACGGCUCACAGCGCAAAGACAGGGCUCAGCAAGGCACCGUCCCAACCACGAAUAAAGGUGCUUGGGCACAGCACAAAAAGCACCAGUUUGGUUAAAAACAGCUUUGAAACCAUCCGUCUCCAGCUCCUCUUUGCCCCCUUAGCGCUACGGCAAUUCAAACCCCUCCUAACGCGCUCCUGUAGGCGUUACGGAGGCAGGGCAUUGAGACAAACCAGCGCAGAAACAAAACCCGCCACCGCCUACGUCUACGCUAGGAGCGUAACUACGCUGGGUGCGGAGCAACAAACCGAACCCCGCCCCCUGCUACGCUAGGAGCGUAUCUACGGCGGGGGCGUGGCCACGCGCGGAACCCCGCCCCACGGACGUAACGUAUGGAAGCGCUUCCGCUUCCGCCGCGGGCAGUUUGAAGGAGAUGGCGGGUUUGCUUUAUCCGUUGUCAGGUGGUGCGGUCGGGGUGGAUUCGUCUUUGUCGUUGCUAGAGGGGACCAUCCCGCGAGAUGCGUUGCCGGUGGAGCGGCCGCGGGCGAGCGGGAAGGAUGAGGAAGAGGAAAACGACGAGAACCUGCCCAUGGUUUUCCUGUGCGGCGGUUGCAAGCGGCCCGUGGGCGACACGCUGAGCUGGGUGGCCAACGACGAGGAGACGGAGUGCAUUCUCCUGCGCAGUGCCUCCAGCAACGUCUCGGUGGACAAGGAGCAGAAGCUGUCCAAGAGGCCUGGAGAGUGUGGAUGCAUGGUUGAAACGUUUUUCUGCUCUGGCUGCUCAAUGACACUUGGCAGUAUCUACAGAUGCACCCCAAAACAUCUCGACUACAAGAGGGAUUUGUUUUGUUUCAACGUUGAUGCGAUUGAAAGUUACAUUCUAGGAUCCUCAGAAAAGCAGGCUGUUACUGAUGAGGAACCUUUAACUCUUGAAAGUCGAGCUGCCUUGGAAGAAGCACUAAAAAGGGCAAACACCAUACUAAAUGCUCUGGAGGCAAGACUGGCUACUGUUGAAUCAAGAAUUGAUUCUCUUCACAGUAAAGCUUGAAAGAAAAUUCUUUGUGUAAAAUAACUGCUGGAGAUUGAUGUGUGUGGAACUCUGGAAUCUGUGGGAACAUUUUAAAAGCUGUGUGAAGAUCUGGAAGAUGUGGGCGGUUUGUGCUGCAGUGGGACAAUGCCAGCUACUGAGUCUUUGUCACAGAUGAGGAGUUCCCUUUUUGUCUUAAAAAAUUAGCCUGGGAACAAAAAGACUUCUAAAAAAUAAUGUUUCUGUAGAUUUCUUGUUUAUAUGUAAAUAUUUAAUAUCUUUUUUACCUUGGAAAGCAAAGUUGUCCUGUGGUUUAAUAUAUGCUGAACUGAGUUUGUAUCUCUUUCCUAAACCAAUUAGGGGGAAAACACAAAAACAACAACAACAAAAAAAACCAACACCCCACCCCGUGACUUCUGCUGUGGGAGCAGAAUAUGUCACUUUCUUGUCCCCAUGGCUGUUAUUUUAGCUAUUUGGACAGAAAUGUCACAGUAACCUUUUUUUUUUUUUUUUUUUUUUUUUC
Molecule: messenger RNA, 1685 nt
Organism: Lagopus muta (rock ptarmigan)
Lineage: Eukaryota; Metazoa; Chordata; Aves; Galliformes; Phasianidae
Gene: MIS18A
Product: MIS18 kinetochore protein A
Exons: 5
Coding region: 569-1183 (204 amino acids)
Biological process (GO): chromosome segregation; CENP-A containing chromatin assembly
Cellular component (GO): nucleus; chromatin; chromosome, centromeric region
Source: RefSeq, a predicted model, not a curated record